UUCAGACAGGACCCACGUCUACAGCCUGCACAUUCGGCAACCCAUCACACACAGACACACACGAAUGUCAACACAAAACUCUCACAGACACAGCUCUUUCACUUCAACUCAAUAGUCUCCCUCCCAUUGACCAAAACACACAAAAUAUGGGUAACUGCAGUGGCUACCCCUCCGCCCAAUCCCAACUCCCCACUGACACCACCACCACCACCGACCACGACGGCCCAACCCACCACCGGGCCCAAAACGCCGCCGCCAACAGCAACAUCAACAUCAACAUCAUCCCACCCACCACCACCACCUCCCAAACUCCCCCAAUACUGGGCCGGGUUUUGGGCCGGCCCAUGGAGGAUGUACGGUCUUCAUACACAUUCGGCCGCGAGCUCGGCCGAGGCCAAUUCGGCGUGACCUACUUGGUCACCCACAAGGACACCGGCGAGAAAUUCGCGUGCAAGUCAAUCGCGACUCGGAAGCUAAUCAACAAAGACGACAUCGAAGACGUGAAGCGCGAGGUUCAGAUCAUGCACCAUCUCACUGGGCACCGUAACAUUGUGGAGCUUAAAGGCGCGUAUGAGGAUCGGCACUCGGUGAAUUUGGUGAUGGAGCUGUGUGCCGGUGGAGAGCUUUUUGAUCGGAUUAUUGCGAAGGGGCAUUAUUCGGAGCGAGCGGCGGCCGGGCUUUGUAGGCAGAUCGUGACUGUUGUGCAUAACUGUCAUUCGAUGGGAGUGAUGCAUAGAGACUUGAAGCCUGAGAAUUUUUUGUUGCUCAGUAAAGAUGAGGAUUCGCCUCUUAAGGCUACGGAUUUUGGUCUCUCCGUGUUUUUCAAGCCAGGAAAUGUAUUUAAAGAUCUGGUUGGAAGUGCAUACUAUGUAGCACCUGAGGUGUUGCGCCGGAAUUAUGGAGCUGAAGCUGAUAUUUGGAGUGCUGGAGUGAUACUAUACAUUCUGCUUAGUGGAAUCCCACCUUUCUGGGGAGAGAAUGAACAAGGUAUCUUUGAUGCUAUUCUUCGAGGACAUAUUGAUUUCUCAUCUGAACCUUGGCCUUCCAUAUCGAGUAGUGCCAAAGAUCUUGUGAAGAAAAUGUUACGAGCUGAUCCUAAAGAGCGGCUUUCAGCAGUUGAAGUUCUUAAUCAUCCAUGGAUGAGAGUAGAUGGGGAUGCAUCUGAUAAGCCUCUUGAUAUUGCCGUUUUAACUAGAAUGAAACAAUUCAGGGCAAUGAACAAGCUCAAAAAAGUAGCUCUAAAGGUAAUUGCAGAAAAUCUUUCUGAAGAAGAAAUUAUGGGAUUGAAGGAAAUGUUUAAAUCUAUGGAUACAGAUAACAGUGGAACAAUCACUUAUGAAGAGUUGAAAGCUGGUCUUCCAAAACUGGGUACCAAGCUUUCUGAGUCUGAAGUGAAGCAGUUGAUGGAAGCGGCUGAUGUGGAUGGAAAUGGGACAAUUGAUUACCUUGAGUUUAUAACAGCUACCAUGCACAUGAAUAGAGUGGAAAAAGAGGAACAUUUAUACAAAGCUUUCGAGUAUUUUGACAAGGACAGGAGCGGGUACAUUACAAUGGAAGAGUUAGAGUCUGCGCUUAAGAAGUAUAAUAUGGGAGAUGAGAAAACGAUUAAGGAGAUCAUUGCAGAAGUUGACACAGACAACGAUGGAAGAAUUAAUUAUGAUGAGUUUGUAGCCAUGAUGAGGAAAGGCAAUCCAGAGUUGGUCACAAACAGACGACGUAAAUGAACCCAACAGGAUUUUGCCGGGAUCAACCACUCUUGGCUGAACUGUUUGUUAAUUUAUAUGGGUUGUGUUACGAUUCAGAUCACAUGUUUAAUCUCAAUAUGGCCACCUCAGAUUGCAACAAAGCCCUUGCUAUCUGAAAUUGAUAAUGUAUUGCUUGUGGCUACUCUUCACUGGAAGAUAUGGGCUAGAUUGCUGUCAAUUUGUGGGAUAGUUUAACUGUUUGAUCUGAGAUUUCUUCACCCAUUAGACGCUUGAAUGUGUUGGUAAAUACAAAAUCAAGAACUCACGUGCCCAUGAGGAAAAGGAAGAGAGGAGAAAAAUGAGUACCAGUGCUGUUUUCAUACUUAUUUCUGAAAAAUUAACCAUUUGUCCUGUAGUAGUGAAGUGUGAAAUUACAGGAACGUGAUUGAUGCGAUUUAUAUAUUAUUGGAGAUGUUGCCUAAACAGAGUUUGGACUGUUGGGUAAUAUCUUUAUCACAUUUGUGCA
Messenger RNA from Quercus robur (English oak), 2211 nucleotides. Its product is annotated as calcium-dependent protein kinase 1-like. The record is from RefSeq and is a predicted model, not a curated record. Gene Ontology annotation, molecular function: calcium/calmodulin-dependent protein kinase activity; calmodulin binding; calcium ion binding. The transcript is spliced from 8 exons. Bases 147 to 1724 code for a protein of 525 amino acids. Gene Ontology annotation, cellular component: nucleus; cytoplasm. Gene Ontology annotation, biological process: peptidyl-serine phosphorylation; protein autophosphorylation; intracellular signal transduction. Lineage: Eukaryota; Viridiplantae; Streptophyta; Magnoliopsida; Fagales; Fagaceae.